UGUGUCGUUCAUGCUCUCUCCGCAAGGGCGCACAACGAUCGCAAUAUGGCUCCACAAAAACACAACGAUUGAUGCUAGUAAUGCUCAAGUCGUACAACAUUUUGACGGAAGUGGCAGCAGUCUUACGUCUAACUUCGAUUACGAGAGAAUCUACAGACCAAAUGGAUCCCUCGCAAGAACAUUAUACCUGAAAUAUCUACAGGACGAGAAGCUGCAAAGAAUGGACAAGAGACAGUGGUACCAGUGCGGCCAGCUGGCGGAGCACGCGCAGCGGACGUUCCAGGAGCAGUCCGUGGACGAGGAGACGGCGCACUUCCUCCAGCAGGCGUCGCACAAGUCCGACUGGGUCUUCACGCAGCUCUGGCACUCGCUCGCGCGCUCCAUACUCAGCAUCUUCAUGUCGCAGACCUCCAUCAACGGGCUGCUGGGCCGCGGCUCGAUGUUCGUGGUGUCGCGGCGGCAGCUCGAGCGGCUGGUGGGCGACGCCGGUCCCUCGCUGUGGGGCGGCGUGCUGCUCGACCUGGGCGCCGGCGACGGCCGCGCCACCAGCGCCAUCGCCUCGCUCUUCUCGCAGGUCUACGUCACCGAGGUCUCCGUGCCCAUGCGCUGGAUACUCGCCAGGAGGGGCUACCAGCUGGUGGAGCCGGACGAGUGGCCGUACCUGGAGUUGCGGCCACACGUGAUCAGCGCGCUGAACCUGCUGGACCGCUGCGACCGUCCGCUGACGCUGCUGCGGCAGCUGCGAGAGACACUCAGGCCAGGGGGGCGCGCCCUGGUCGCGCUCGUGCUGCCCUACCACCACUACGUCGAGACAGGUGGACAAGCAGAUCAUCGUCCAACUGAAUGGUUACCGAUCAAAGGAGAAACAUUUGAGGAGCAGGCGGCAUCAGCCAUUGUUGACUUAUUUGAACCAGCAGGCUUUCAUGUUGAACGAUGGUGCAGACUACCAUAUUUGUGUGAAGGAGAUCUCAAUCAGGCAUUUUACUGGCUAGAUGAUGCACUUUUUGUUCUUAGUGUAUCCAACAGCUGAUCAGAAAGUAACUUAUGUGCAAAGGUGUUAUUUAUAUUGUGUCUUCUUUAAGUGCAUUGGAAACCUGCUCAGCAAUAAUAAAAACUUAAAACAUUCCAAUCAAUGGUAUAUACAGUGCCUUUAGCAGUAAAUACCACAGCCAGGAAUAAAUUCAACUGUGUUCAUAAAACUCAAUGUCCUGAAGGUAUUACAUCACUUCCAUUGUUCCCUUAGGUGUAAUUUUACAUAUCUGAUAGUUAAAAUCAACUAAAAGAAUCAGUAUAUUAUUGAUACAUCACAUACAAAAUGAAAGGCAUGUUUUACAGAUGCUCUUUUGUUAUUUACAUACAUGUAUGAAAUAACUUGCUGUAAAUAAAUAUGAAAUACAUUCAGA
This is a messenger RNA of Schistocerca gregaria, 1403 nucleotides long. Its product is annotated as protein-L-histidine N-pros-methyltransferase. The transcript is spliced from 6 exons. Lineage: Eukaryota; Metazoa; Arthropoda; Insecta; Orthoptera; Acrididae. The record is from RefSeq and is a predicted model, not a curated record. The coding region runs from base 11 to 1030 and encodes 339 amino acids. Gene Ontology annotation, molecular function: protein-L-histidine N-pros-methyltransferase activity.